Messenger RNA from Drosophila yakuba, 3286 nucleotides. Its product is annotated as trehalase. The transcript has 4 exons. The record is from RefSeq and is a predicted model, not a curated record. The coding region runs from base 115 to 3207 and encodes 1030 amino acids. Gene Ontology annotation, biological process: trehalose catabolic process. Gene Ontology annotation, molecular function: alpha,alpha-trehalase activity. NCBI's taxonomy places the organism in Eukaryota, Metazoa, Arthropoda, Insecta, Diptera, Drosophilidae.
CCAAAACCCAGUCGCCUGGGAUUCUCUUCUAGGCUGAAACCCGAAUUUGGACCGGUUAUCAGUCACUUAGCCUGAACUUCGCUCCGGAACUUCGCACCCAACCAAUCGCUGAAGAUGGCGAAUAACAGCUGCUGGGAGGAUAUUGGCGGGGAAAACAGAAGUGUUUUCUGCGAGGGUCCCCUGCUGGAUGCUGUCCAGAGAUCGAAAAUGUUUCCCGACUGCAAACACUUUGUGGAUAUGAGCUGCAUUUAUACACCUGCCCAAACUUUGAACGACUUCGAUAUGUUCACCAAUUGCUGCAGGAACGAUGGUUCCCUGAGGUUUCUGCAAAUGUUUGUGGAGAAACACUUCAAUGACCCUGGUUCGGAGCUGGAACACUGGACGCCGCCGGAUUGGAAAGAAGAGCCUUCGUUUCUUGCCAGGAUCGGUGACCCGGAAAUAAAGAAGUUCGGCUUGGCCGUCAAUGGACUUUGGAAGGAGUUGGGGCGGCGUAUUAAGGAUGAGGUCAAGGAGAACCCCGAUCAGUAUUCCAUACUCUAUGUACCCAAUCCCUUCAUUGUGCCCUCCUCGAAUUGCCGGGAGUAUCGCUACUGGGAAUCAUUUUGGAUUGUUCGCGGCUUGCUGCAGUGUGGCAUGCAUCAAACAGCGCGGGGCAUGAUCGAUAACUAUUUGGAACUGGUGCAGCAGUUUGGUUUUGUGCCUGGCUGUGGCAGGAUCUACUGCUCGGGACGAUCGAACCCUCCACUUUUGAUCAUGAUGGUGAAAGCUUAUGUGGAGGUGACCAAGGACGAGCAGUACGCCAUUGAAGCGCUGCCACUGCUGGAAGCCGAGUAUGAGACCUUCAUCAGCAAACACUCGGUGCAGGUGAAGGGCAGAACCAUGUAUCAGUAUAGAGAUUUCUCGGCGGGGCCAAGGCCCGAGGCCUAUAGGGAAGAUCUGGAGUGUGUGGCAAACAUCAAUAGUCCUCUGUCCCGAGAGCUUAUGUACACCGAACUCAAGUCGGCAGCUGAAUCGGGCACGAACUUCAGUUCCCGCUGGUUUGUCAGCGUCGAUGGUUCGAAUAAAGGAUCCUUUCGGGACACCAAAACCUCUGCCAUUGUGCCCGUGGAGCUGAACUGCAUCGUUUUCCGCAGCGGCAAGAUCCUGGCCGAAUUUAAUCGCAAAGCGGGCAACAGCAAAAAAGCCGAUGAGUAUCAGGAAAGAGCCUGUGGCCUCGUGAGAGCCAUUAGGAAUAAUUUGUGGAAUGCCCAAGCGGGCAUUUGGUUGGACUACGAUCUGGUGAACAACAAGCCACGCAACUACUUCUGCUGCACCAACUUUGCCCCACUAUGGGCCCGGGCCUUUCCCUUGGUGGACACCGAAAAGGUGUCCAAGGGUGUGAUGCAGUAUAUCAAGACCAACGAGUUGGAUGCCCAGUACGGUGGGGUGCCGUACACGAUGAACAAGGAGUCGGGCCAGGAGUGGGACCACCCAAAUGUCUUUCCGCCCAUGAUGUUCCUAAUCGUCGAGGGUCUGGAGAAUCUGGGCACUCCGCCGGCCAAGGCCAUGUCCAAACGUUGGGCCCAUCGAUGGGUCAAGUCCAACUAUGCGGCUUAUAAGUACGAGAGCUUCAUGUUCGAGAAGUACUACUGCGAGGAAUUCGGCACUUCUGGAGGAGUCUCCCCGGAACACACUCCAGUGGGUUACGGCUGGACAAACGGCGUGAUCAUCGAGUUUCUCUGCAAGUACGGAAAGGAGAUUAGCUUGGCCGACAACAGCGACGAGGGCAGCAAGAGCAAAUCCAGGGGAUCAAAGACAACCGGAAAGUACGAGUACAUCAUCACCAGUGAGGCCAACAUGGAGGAUCAGCCUACCAAAAAAAAGUGCGUGUGUGGGGAUCCUUCAACAGCGGCAGUCAGAUCGAACAAAUCGACUGCCACAACUGCUACCAGCGACUUUUCACAGCAAACACAGCCUCAGCCACAGGUGCCGAAGAAGGAUGAUUGCUCCUGUGGCAUUGCCCAGAAACAACGAUCACAGACGCAGCCAGGAGAGGAUGGCAAGUGCUCAUGUGGUGCAGGAGCGCAGGAAAAGUCCCAGCAGCAAUUGCAGCCGACGGAUGCGACGAGUUGUGGAAAAUGUGGUUCCCAGAAAACGCAACCAUCGCAAGUUCAGAUGCAGAGAUCUCAGCAGCAAGGACACGACGCCCAGUGUCCUUGCUCUGGAAAAGAAGCACCACAAGAGCAGGGAGCCUUGGGAAUGCAGCACGAUCCAGAUUGUCCACUAUCCGGACAACAGCAAAAAGGAGCAAUACUCAUUGUCGUGCCAAGUCAAGAGCCGAAAGACGAUCCCGACUGCGAGUGCUCCAUGGACGACCAGCAAAAGCAGCAGCAAAAGCAACAGGACUGCAUGCGGCAGCAACAGCAGCAGCAACAGGAGCGCCAGAAGCAGCAGCAGCUUCAGACUGAACAGCAACAGGAUUGCUCCACCAAGCCAGACACGCAGGACUGCUCCAAGCAUCUGAAGAAGUCUAGUGGCGCCUGUGGUUGCAUGGACGACGAGGACGAUCGGCACGACGCGCUAACGGGACACUACUUUCCAGUGGCCGACAAGGAACCGGAUGAUUUCAAUGUGCCGGAAAGUAAGUCGCCCCAAAGGGAGUCGGGAUGCGACGGCUGUGGCAGGAGUGAUUGCCCGGAUCCUCCGCAGGAAGACAAUGUUUCCAGAGCUGAAGCGAAGCCACAGCAGAUACAUGUUCAAGGAUAUGCCCAGCCGAAGCAAACAGCUGCCAAUGACUGCAGUUGCGCGGUGGGUAAGAGUCAGAGCAAAGCGGCAUCAGUCGCACCAGCGCCCACCUUCAUAUGCCCACAUUGUGGAGGCAUCACUUCCGAAGCGUUCCUUUCCACCACCAAUCGAGCACAGGACGACUGUGACUCCAUGACCGGAGGUGGUCAGUCACUCCGUGGUCUUCCCAGCAAGGGCAUGCAGAGUGGUCACAGCAAGGUGGCUCCCGGCGGUGGUGGUCCAGAGUGUGCUCCUUGCAAGGCUCACGUGACUGCGGACUUCCCACCUGGCCACGGACCAAAACCGCUCUUCAACAAGCAGUUCCCACUGGCCGAUCCUGUGAGUACGUUCGACGCGUGUCCUGCGAAUCGAGGAUCUGAUGCGGCCAACGGCAAGAAAAAGAAGAAGUGCUGCAACUGUGACGAAAAAGAGGAUGGGGAAUAGAACUACAUCAUCUAUAGAUCAAUGCCGUAGAAGAACAUGCGAAGGCCUAUUGAACUGAAACUAAAUUUUAGUGUGUCAA